AUGCCAUCCGCAGAUCAGGCUGGCUCCAUCAGCAAGCUUAGCGCCGAGACAUCGCGGCAUAUCCAGUCAGCCUACGAGAUAUCCUCGCCGCUAUGUGUCGUGCAAGAACUUGUGAGGAAUUCCACAGAGGCAGCAUCAAACAAGAUCAGCGUCCAGAUAUCUGCCAACGGCCUCGAGUGCAUUCAGGUGUCGGACAAUGGCCCAGGCAUAGAGCAGGAUGGCCUGUCGCUGCUCGCCCAGCGCGGCUGCACAUCAAAGUUGAAAAUAUGCACUCGUACACAAACCAGCGAAGCAGGAUCACUUAUCGUCAUUAACAGCAGCGGUCAUAUUGUUGAGAAAAAGUAUGUUGCUAGUAACCCUGGAACCACUGUAACAGUCGUGCAGCCUCUGGUCAAGCUGCGUGUGCGUUACGAUAUUGCCAAGGCUCGGAGUGCACAGAUCAAGCGCGAGAUCCGCAGGUGGCUUGUGGCUUUCUGCUUGGCGAACUAUCAUGUUGGAAUAUCGAUGUCGGCACUUGGGAUGGAAAAGGAGCCCAGAAACGACAUUGCAUUUUCCGGGUCUCUGUCGUUAAUGGACGCUGUGCUUCAUUUCAUCGGCGCAAUUCCUCGUCUCUGCGUGUCGAUCAGCGGCAUUUCGUGCAAGCCCGAUAUUUCCCCCGGUCUUUUGAGGCGAUUACUCCAGGCUUACUCUCCCGAUUCUCAGCUGGCCUUGGACGCUGUUGAAUUGGCAACAACAAAUCCCAGCAAAUGCUUCUUGGGAGUUCUAAAUGUCAUUGUGCCGCUCGCAAUGCUGGACACCAGCUUGAGGAUACCAUGGCUGUUGCAUGCAUACGAUGUCGAGUGCAUCGAGGCAGACGUCAUUGAGAAGUUGCACACCCUCGCGGAGAGCUUCAGCGGUGAUGGUUUAAUGAGACCUAUUCCGACAACAGGAAAGUGUCAGACAUUGCUAGAAUGGUUCCAGGGAAACUGUGGAACUGCACCGCACGUGGCUCUCUAUCGCCCUAGAGGCGCCAAGCGCAAGGCCCCUCAGCCAAAAGUGCCGAACUUGGGCAAAAAUAACAAUUCAAGUAUAAUACCAAACAGCAGCUACAAGCAGCCCAUACAUUUGGACUCAAGCUCUUUAACUAGCGCACCGAACAACGAUACCUUGUCACAGCCUGUGAGCGAUAUCCCUCAAGCAAAAUGGUGCUCACAUUCAGCUCAUCUGAAUGCCAUCAUAUCCACUGGUACGUUGGGUCACAUCGUAUGCCUUGUCACUAGCGACGGGACCAUGCACAAACCUCAGUCGCCAGCUCUGUCUGCAUCAGCCUCCGACAUUGCAUUGUGCUUGGUUUGGGCUGCCGACACCUUUGUUGCACUCGAUGCGCGCGGCCUUGGGCUACUUCCUGACCCGAUUACGAAUUCUAGCACCUUUUGGUUUGUUCCCAAGCUCAAAGCAUUUGCGCGCCUUGCCCAGAUUAACUAUGGCCAAUGA
Molecule: messenger RNA, 1473 nt
Organism: Kickxella alabastrina
Lineage: Eukaryota; Fungi; Kickxellomycota; Kickxellomycetes; Kickxellales; Kickxellaceae
Product: histidine kinase-like ATPase
Exons: 4
Coding region: 1-1473 (490 amino acids)
Biological process (GO): mismatch repair
Cellular component (GO): MutLalpha complex
Molecular function (GO): ATP-dependent DNA damage sensor activity; ATP hydrolysis activity
Source: RefSeq, a predicted model, not a curated record